AUGAUGCCCGCUCCAGGUGACGGCCUCCUGCCUCAACCCCCCUCAUCAGCGCCACCCGUGGAGGCACCAUCGCGUCCCGCUAGACCUUUGCCACCACCCAUCAUCACAACAACCUCACAGAUGGGUCAAUCACGGCGCGUAUUGCCCGACAAGAACGUCACGGAGGCGACGAUUGAGCAAGCCUACGUUGACUUCAUCUUCUACUGCAACCCAGGUGUACCGGCCGACGCGGAUGAUGAGCCUCUCAGAGAUGCCUUCAGGUCCCCGCCCAGGAGCGGCGGCAAGUCCUUUAACAUCUUCGUGUUGUACCAGCUGAUCGGGGCGCUCGAGUCGAAGGAGCUCAAAAGUUGGACUGAGUUGGCGCUGAAGCUUGGGGUGGAGCCGCCGGAUCAGGAGAAAGGGGGGAGUUCUCAGAAGAUCCAGCAGUACGCUAGAUGGAUGCACUCAAUGCACGUUGAUGCGUUCUUCGAGUAUCUUAUGGGCCGGCCACGCCAUCCAUAUUGGAGCGAACUGCCUACAGAUCCAGAUCCGGUGAUAGAAGCCGGGAGAGAUGGUGUCGCCCCCAAAGACGACAUGGCUCUACGAGCCCUCCUGCCGCACAUCCGCCCCAAACGUGGGCGCAAACGAGAAACGGACGAGGGCUUUUCGCCUUCUCAGCGGCCGAGGUUAAACUCCCCGCUUGGCCAAGGCAAUUCCCCCAACCACCACGAGACCUACGGCCCUUGGUCUGCGCAUCCGGAUGGUCGGCCGCUCCCGAUACCGGCACCUGGCGACCCCUUGCGGUCCGGCGGAUCGAUGUCCGGGUGGUCUGGCCCAGAGGCGGCACAAACCCCAUUAACGGCGUAUCCUCAAUCGGCUAUCACGCCUUCCUCCAGGGGCGGCUUUUGGGGAGAUGACGCGCUUUUUUUCAAGCAGAAGAAAAACAAAAGAAAUGGCCCGAAAGUUGUUUCUUCGGCGUGGCGGAGCAGUGCGAUAGCUAGCGGAAAACCUCGCGGACGACCACCUAUCAACAGGACACCCAUCGAUGGCCAAUCACCCUUUCCGAGAGAUUCAGUCGCAUUUACGGUUAACCCUAUUACACCCAGUCCGAAUAACUCCCCUAGGCAUCUUCCUUUGCCAACCCCGAGCCCCUUAAUGUCCCAGCCUCCUCUUCCUCCUCCUUCCCCGUCUACUUCUACCGCACCUACUUAUCCUCCGUCAUCGGGACUUAGGAUGGCAACUCCUAACCACUUUCCGAAUUUUCCACUCCAACAACAGUCGGCGAGUGCCUCGAGGCCGGCGAGACCUAGCAUUUCUCUCCAUGUCCCAGAAAGGAGUGGAGGUUCUGUAAGGCUUGCGACUCCACCACCCCUGCAUAUGUCACAUUUACAAGCGCCCUGCGUAUCUAUUCCACCCAUCCCACCUGUUGAGCAGUCAACGCCGGCGAUUGACAGCGCAGGUAUCCCCGCCCAGACCUCAACCGCCAGAAAUCCUCCUCCUCCCCAACCCAUCGACACCAACAAGGUAAACAUCGAAACCCUCAACUACGGCAAAGCCAGCCUAAGCAUGCCCCCCGACCCAACAGCCCCAUGCGACGGACCCAACCUCGCGGCGACCUCAGCAUCCGGCGGGCCCCGAACCAACUUCUUCGACUCCCUCUCCGACCGCACCAACGUCGACGCGCUCUACAGCCACUUCGUCGUCGAGGUCAUGAUGGCCGACUGGGUCGACGUCGACGGCAACCCCGCAGAGCCUGCCUGCGCCGACGAGGCGGCCGCCAUCAUUACGACGGUCAUCGAGUCGCUGUUCAAGGCGUCGGCGAGCAACGAGUCGUUCCUUAUUAAUGUGGCGGCGCUGGCGGGCGGGAAGAUGCUCAUGACGACGACGAGGAUGAGGCUGGCGAGGUUGGAGCGGUUGGAGAGGGGGACGUUGUAUACUUGUAGUUGGGAGUAUAGGCUGGGCCCUUUGCGGGGGACCUUUUCGAUGACGCAGGAGGUUAGUUAUGAUUUGUUUCGGCCUGGGCAGGACGGGAAGAAAGGGGAGGAGGAAGAGGAAGAAGAGGGGAUGGGCGGUGAGAAUGAGGGGGCGAGAUAUUGGCAGAAGAAGUAUAAGGAUUUGUCGGAAGUGGUGAGGAUGAAGGAUGAGCAGAUUACAGAUUUGAAGAGGAGUGUUGUUGGGACGUUGAGGGCGUCGAAGGGGCCGAAGGGGCCUUGA
Messenger RNA from Scedosporium apiospermum, 2193 nucleotides. Its product is annotated as ARS binding protein 2. The transcript has 2 exons. NCBI's taxonomy places the organism in Eukaryota, Fungi, Ascomycota, Sordariomycetes, Microascales, Microascaceae. Bases 1 to 2193 code for a protein of 730 amino acids. The record is from RefSeq and is a predicted model, not a curated record. Gene Ontology annotation, molecular function: DNA replication origin binding.